This is a messenger RNA of Bipolaris zeicola 26-R-13, 234 nucleotides long. RefSeq lists its product as uncharacterized. The coding region runs from base 1 to 234 and encodes 77 amino acids. Gene Ontology annotation, cellular component: nucleus; cytoplasm. The transcript has a single exon. The record is from RefSeq and is a predicted model, not a curated record. Gene Ontology annotation, biological process: protein modification process; mRNA splicing, via spliceosome. Gene Ontology annotation, molecular function: protein tag activity. NCBI's taxonomy places the organism in Eukaryota, Fungi, Ascomycota, Dothideomycetes, Pleosporales, Pleosporaceae.
AUGAUCCUCGUCACGAUAAACGAUCGUCUAGGUACAAAGACACAAGUCCCUUGCCUACCCAGCGAUCCCAUCAAGCUGCUCAAAGCCAUGGUCGCGGCAAAAAUCGGACGACCGGUCCACGAGAUUAUGCUCAAGAGGCAGGGAGAGAGACCGUUCCAUGAUAAUCUUACGUGUGCGGAUUAUGCUAUUAGUAAUGGUGUGCAGAUUGAUUUGGAGCUCAACACUGGUGAUUAG